Messenger RNA from Haemorhous mexicanus (house finch), 6348 nucleotides. Its product is annotated as gamma-aminobutyric acid receptor subunit gamma-4. Gene Ontology annotation, molecular function: GABA-A receptor activity; inhibitory extracellular ligand-gated monoatomic ion channel activity; transmitter-gated monoatomic ion channel activity involved in regulation of postsynaptic membrane potential. Gene Ontology annotation, biological process: signal transduction; synaptic transmission, GABAergic; nervous system process. Bases 26 to 1390 code for a protein of 454 amino acids. The record is from RefSeq and is a predicted model, not a curated record. NCBI's taxonomy places the organism in Eukaryota, Metazoa, Chordata, Aves, Passeriformes, Fringillidae. The transcript is spliced from 9 exons. Gene Ontology annotation, cellular component: neuron projection; synapse; postsynapse.
CGGGGCCGCCGCUCGCCUCGCAGAGAUGCCCCGGACGGUGCUGCUGCUCUGCCUGGCCCUCGGGCCGGUCCUGCGCGCCAGGUGUGAGAGCACAGAGGAAUACGAUUAUGAUUACCUCAGCAUCAAUAAAACCUGGGUCCUAACGCCCAAGGCACAGGAGACCGAUGCCACGCAGAUCCUCAACUCGCUGCUCAAGAACUAUGACAACAAGCUGAGGCCUGACAUUGGCAUCAAGCCCACCUUCAUUGAUGUGGAUAUCUACGUGAACAGCAUCGGGCCCGUGUCUGUCAUCCAGAUGGAAUACACCAUUGACAUCUUCUUUGCCCAGACGUGGUACGACCGGCGCCUGCGGUUCAACAGCACGCUGAAGGCUCUGACACUGAACACCAACAUGGUGAGCCGCAUCUGGAUCCCUGACACCUUCUUCAGGAACUCCAAACGGGCUGAUUCCCACUGGAUAACCACUCCCAAUCAGCUCCUCCGCAUCUGGAAUGAUGGAAAAGUGCUCUACACUCUCAGGCUGACAAUUGAGGCUGAAUGUCUGCUCCAGCUGCAGAAUUUCCCAAUGGACACUCACUCCUGCCCUUUGGUUUUUUCCAGUUAUGGAUACCCUCGGGAGGAGAUCGUCUAUCGCUGGAGACGCUACUCCAUCGAGGUGUCUGACCAGCGCACCUGGAGGCUCUACCAGUUUGACUUCACGGGGCUGAGGAACACCUCAGAAGUCCUCAGGACUGGGGCAGGGGAGUACAUGGUGAUGACAGUUUCUUUUGACCUAAGCAGACGUAUGGGUUACUUUGCCAUUCAGACCUACAUUCCCUGCAUCCUGACUGUUGUUCUUUCCUGGGUUUCCUUCUGGAUCAAGAGAGACUCUACACCAGCCAGGACAUCUCUGGGUAUCACGACUGUGCUCACCAUGACCACCCUGAGCACCAUCUCCCGCAAGCACCUGCCCCGUGUUUCCUACAUCACAGCCAUGGACCUCUUUGUCUCCGUGUGCUUCAUCUUCGUCUUCGCCGCUCUCAUGGAGUAUGCCACGCUCAACUACCUGGUGGGAAACAAGAAACCACUGGAGCACAGCCACAGGAAAGCCAGGCUGCCACCUGCCGGCGCACAGGUGAUGCCAACCUACACCGCCAUCAACAUCAACCACAUCAUGCACUGGCCCCCGGAGAUAGAGGAGGAUGAGGAUGACGAGCCCGGCUCCCCGUGCCUGGAGGGGAAGGAGUGUGAGAGGUUCUUCUGCUGCAUCGAGGACUGUCAGACGGGGAUGUGGCGGGAGGGGCGGGUCCGCAUCCACAUCUCCCGCCUGGACUCCUACUCCCGCGUCUUCUUCCCCACCGCCUUCCUGCUCUUCAACAUCGUCUACUGGAUUGCCUAUCUCUAUCUCUAGCCCUUCUUUGUCCUCAGCUGGAAUGGGCAGGGCACCAGCAAGAGGGGCUUCUCGAGGAGCAUAGAGAACAGCAUCUCUCCUGUUGUAGUCAGCUGUCAGUCUGAGCAACCCGACCUGGUGAUUCCCUCUUCCUGCUCUCUCAUCUCUUCUGAGAAGAACCAAACAGCUUUUUUUUUUUAGCCUUCUAACAUAUCUUUUUAGAGAAUCUACCCUUCCCCAGACAGCCCUCUCUCCAACACCACCAGCAUUGUACUCCUUGUAAGAUUACCCAAAAACAUCCUAUUCCCAUCUCAAGCAUUAGGGAUUUUGUCAAAAAAAACCCCUUAAUGCAUUUCAUUUUUCCAUCCAAUCCUACUCCAGAAUUUCAAGGCAAACGAUGGCAAAUGGAGUUUCCUGCAUAGUUAUUAAGACUGCAAAGGAAAUCAAAUACAUCUUUCGACUUCUACACCACUUCCACCAGAACAGACUUUGUGGGGGGCCAGAAGCUCGGAAAAGUCAGAAGGAAACAGUGUGGACAAGGACAGCAGUGCAGCUCUCCCACAGUAGCUGGGCUUGGCUGAAACGUUUUGGGCCUGCCCAGACAUCUGAUGGUGGCACUGACGAGGAUGGAGUUGCUGCAAGCCUCCCCCAGCUCCCCGCAGAGCAUCUCUGAAGCAUUCCUCACGGAUCACUCCAGGACACCCUCCCACUGAGGCGCUGCUGAUUCCCACCCCACGGUGAUGAAAAGCACUUCCAAGCUGGAAGGGCCCACCUGCCUUGCUGGAGCAGGCUCUCCAGGGCCCACAGUGACAUUUCUGCUGUGUGACCAGGACUCAGAGCAGGCUUUGCAGCUGGGCAUAGCCAAAAGAGGGGGGAAGUCCUUGUGAGAAGGGCCAGAAGAAGCCUCCUGAGCCUGUAGUGAGGUAGUUCUCGUUGGGCUGUCUCACAUGGGCUGUGAGUCACAGAGGGGCACUGCUGUCCCCCGCCGUGACACUCGCUGAUGCCAUCAGAUCUGUGCUGGGUGGUCGGUGCCAACCUGAGGAAGGGGUACAGGAAAGGGAACACGCAGCUCCCAGUGCAUUCCUGCAGCUCAGAUGUGUUCCCUCCUUUAUUUUUUUUUUCAUAAUUGCAUAAAACAAGAGUUUUCUCUCUAACUGGAUGACCCCUGCCCGUUGCCAUCAUCACUUGGCCUGUUUCCUCAUAAAAUCAGGAAGUGGAGUGAGUUGUCCUUGAUGGAUUUUAAGAAGGACAAGCGUAGUGAGAUGGUCCCAUCCUAAAGAGACGGAGAAAUGCAUUACACAGUUUCAGCUGGGGAGAAACUGCAUAAUAAAGAAGAGGAAACCCAGGCCCGAGGUCCAUAAUGUGUCAACUGGCUGCCUCCCCAUCUACACCAGCUGCUGAUGUGGCCCACAGCAUGAUUGUGAAAAGCAGUGGGCUGUUAAUAGUUACUUACUGUGUAAAUUAGAAACAAAAAGAAUCUUUUUUUAAAAACAGCAUGUUUUAGGAAAAAAAUUAGGACUUAAAAGGCUUGUCAGGAGAAGAAAGCCGGCAUGGCUGUAGAGGAAAAGUUAGGAAAGACUGGCUCCCAGGACAGCUAACAGGGGCAGGAGGUUUUAUAUAUUCUUGGAGAGCAAUUUGGUCUGGUUUUAAGACAGAUUUUGACACUGUUAAAUCUGAUCUGAAUAAUGAAGUGUCAUGUUUAAUUCAUUCACAAAUGCAGCCUUACCUGGGUUCCAGAUGAACAGCUAGAGCAUCUUAUUAAGUAUACAAUAGUACAACACUCAGCUAAGUAUAACCUAAUGGGGUCAGACCAGCAGAGCUCUGAAAGGGGAAAUUGUGCCUGUCUAACCUGUUACAGUUCUUUUAAAAUACCAAGGAAGAGAUAAAGGUUACUCAGAAGCAUAAUGUGCUUAGCUACUCCGACAGCUUUUGAAAGGGAGGAAAGAAAUUGUGGCGGGCGGUUCUAACUGAGGAAAUUGAUUUAGCAAAAGAAUUAUUAAGGAGGUUCUAAUUAGAGGAAAUUAACUGAGGAGAGGGGGGAAAAAAAGAAUUGUUAAGGAGGCUCUAAUUAGAGGAAAUUAAUGUUUUAGAGAGAAAGACACAGAGAGGGAGAAGUCUAAGAAAAGAAUCAAAACAACUUGCAGACAAGGGAAGCUGCUGGGUGACAGUGCCGACUCCCAGCCAAGCUGGCUGAUGUUCUGCUCCCAGUAGCAAAGCGUUAUUAGAUGUAGCAACAGAAAAACCUCCUAUGACUCAGCCCUACACCGACAGGGAGCUGGAUUAAAGAGGGUCCUGUGAUCUCUUUGGGGAGCCAAAAGGAAAGAGCAUCCCAGAUUGAAACUGGCUGGCACGCCAGGCUGUGAGUGAAGCGCGUCCUCGCAUUUGGGCAGGCAGCUGUCGGGGCUGUGUGGGAGGGGACGCCCCGGUGGCAAACCAGGGUCUGUGCCAGAUCCCUCCUCAACAGAAUGGUGGCUUGAACGGUGUGCAGGCACUGGAGGCUGCACUGAGCACAGGGAGCAAAGUGGGGAAGGGAAAAAUUAGCAGCCCUGUGCCAUGGAGCCCGAGCAGCUGCAAUUUGCUGUAGCUUCGAAGCUCUUGGUGAGCACAUAUGAUUGUCACAGGCACAGGAGAACAGACCUGAGCCCUGAGAGCAGCAACUUGUUGAAAUUAGACCUGUUACAAAAUCAGACAGGAGAGAAAUGGGGUGUACAAAAACCUAAGAGGACAAAGUAGAUUUGAAAGAUUGUAAGAUUUCACCAAAAAAAGAUAAAGCCAACACACACCUAGGUAAUUGAACCAAUGAUGGAGGAUUUGACAGAGGAAAAUAGUCUAGCGUGGGCUGGAGCACAAGGAAGCUGAUUACUAAGGCUGGGGAAGGAGGAGGGAGGGGGCUUUUUGGCUUAGGGAAGUCUGUGCCCAUCAUCCAUAGCACAAUAAAUAAAGGCAUGCACAAAUUCAAUCAUGUUUUUAAUUUUCUAUAGUAUCAAAAAAAAAAAAAAAAAGGAAAAAAAAAGAAAAGCUAAGAAAAGCCAAAAAGAAAAAUCUGCCAUUCUUUUGGAAUUACUUUGCAAUGCUCCAGUUUCCUUAUGGAAUGUUUUUUUCCAGCUAUCAGGAGGGGACCCAGGGCACAGAGAAAUCCAGUAGCUGUGAGUUGCCCUGCUCUGCAUGGCCCUGGGAGUCUCUCUCUCUGUGCCCUCCUAGGCUGGCAUUAGACACAGACCAAACCCAUGGGGCUGAGCUGUGCUGCUCUGGGCAGGGAGGACAGAGGCACCAGGGCUGCUGUAAAGCUCUCAGGUUGCUUCAAACACCUGAGUGGCUGUGCUGCCUCCUCCUCUCAGGGAGGUUUCACCAUUCUCCCCUUCCCAGGAAUUUGGUGGAGGAGCUGUCAGCCUCACAGCCAAGUGGGCUUCCCUCACCUUCCCUCCCCUUCCCAGGGAGCAGCCAGUCCCAUUCCCACCCCUGCACAUCCCCCUGCUGUGGUGAAGACAGACACACCCCAGGGCAGCAGGACCAGGGCAGUGACCUGUCCCUCUGUGCUGGGCAUGGUGAGGCCACUCCUCAGCUCCUCAGGUCAGUUUUGGAAAGGUCUGGAGCACAAGCCUGAUGAGGGGAUGUCUUGGUUUGGAAAGCCAGGUGUCUGCUAAGGAAGGCAGGAGCCCCUCCUGAAAUGGAAAAUGUAAACCCCCUCCCUCCAAACUGCUAUAAAUUUUAAAUUAAGGGGCUCUCAGGCAAAAAUAUGGGAGCAGGAGUAACAGUUCAUUGAUAGGGAAGAAAAUAAAAAAGCUAAAAUAAACAAUGCAGUGAACUAAACCAACCCUGGCAGAGUCAGAGCACAGCCUGACACCCUGUGGGUCAGGGGGCUGGCAGCAGUCCCACUGGAAUUGUGGCUCAGCCCUCCUGCAGUGCCAGGGCUGGUUCUGCUGGAGCAGGGAUCCUGGAGAAAGGUGCAGUCUGCCUCUGAAGGUCCAGGGGAAGAGGCAGCUGCUGUUCCUCUGGGAAAUCCAGUGCAGAAGCUGAGCUGGUGUUCCAGAAUCUCCAGAUUAUAUCCAGGUAGGAAUGCUUGGCUCCUCCCCCUGGGCUCCCAUCUCCCAGUGGGAUGCUGUAGCUCUUAUCAGCCAUGCAGGGACAUCCAAUAGCCUGUUAUCAGCAGGUGUCUCUCCUGGAGGGAGGAGUGGGUGUGGGAGAGAUAAGGAAAACUGCCCACUGAACAGGAGACAGCUGCCAUUCAGAUGGCAAAUAGAUACAAUUUGCUUGGCAACCCAGGACAGGGGAAGCUGAGGGAGCUGGAGUGUGGCUCAGGCUGGAGAAAAGGAGGCUCAGGGGAGACCUCACUGCUCUCUACAGCUCCCUGGCAGGAGGGUGUGAGGAGGGAUGGGUCAGUCGCUUCUCCCAGAUAACAAGAAACAGGAUAAGAGAAAACAUGCUCUAGUUGUGCCAGGGCAGGUCUAGGCUGGAUACUGGGGAAAAAUUCUUCCUUGGAAGGGUGGUCAGGCUGUGGAACAGGCUGCCCAGGGAAGUGGUGGAGUCACUGUCCCUAGAGAUGUUUAAAAGAUGUGGAGAUGUGGCACUUGGGGAGAUGGUUUAAUGGAGCUCUUGGCAGUGUUAGAUUUACAUCUGGACACAAUGAUCAUAAAAGGUCUUUUCCAGCCUAAAUGAUUCUGUGAUUCUGUCACUCUGCUAUCCUCGUAUCUAAUGAUGGGGACUGGAAAUUAUGAUCUCAGCAUUCAUGUCUUGUGGCCUUUGUUUGGAAUAUAAAAGGAAAUCAGGAAGAAGGUUGAUUUUUCAUUUCUCUCCCUCCAAUUCCUAUUCUUCCCCUCCAAACUGUGCCACAUAAGGAACCAUUUUUAGCCUGUAUGCUCUUCAGGACAGGGAUUCUGUUACUGUGUGUUUGUACAGGGGCUGGCACUCUGGGGCUUGGUCCUUAACUGAGAUUUCUGGAUGCUUCUUAUUAUACAUAAUAAACAACAUUAUACACUGCC